Messenger RNA from Acipenser ruthenus (sterlet), 2533 nucleotides. RefSeq names its product C3a anaphylatoxin chemotactic receptor. The transcript has 2 exons. The record is from RefSeq and is a predicted model, not a curated record. Gene Ontology annotation, biological process: complement receptor mediated signaling pathway; positive regulation of cytosolic calcium ion concentration; inflammatory response. Bases 101 to 1102 code for a protein of 333 amino acids. Gene Ontology annotation, molecular function: complement component C5a receptor activity; G protein-coupled receptor activity. Lineage: Eukaryota; Metazoa; Chordata; Actinopteri; Acipenseriformes; Acipenseridae. Gene Ontology annotation, cellular component: plasma membrane.
AUGAACAAGACAGCAAGCAGUCACCAGAGUCCAAUCAUUCUUCUUUAAAUUGAACCCCAACCAGCACAUACCACUGACCAGUGGCACAGGGAUCCUUUCAAUGGCAGGAUUUGACAGGGAUGCUAUCAAUGCUUCAUUACUCAGUAUACCAGCUAAUUUCACAAGCCCUAACAUCACACAGCCCCCUUCAGAGACUUUGCGCGUGGCACAGAUUAUAAUAGCCACCCUGAUAUUCGUGGUUGGAUUGCCUCUAAAUGCCUUGGUUAUUUGGGUGCUGUGUUUCCGCAGCACCAGAAGGAAUAGCUUUGGGCUGUAUGUGCUGAACCUGGCCUUUGCUGACUUGGUAUUGGUGAUGCGUAUCCCACUAGGCAUUGCAUACCUGGUUGCCUAUUACCAAUGGCACUUCGGAGCUAUCACCUGUAAGAUCAUCAUGUUCCUGAGAGGGCUGGGCCUGUAUGCAGGGGCUUUCCUUCUCUCCGCCAUCAGCCUGGAGCGAUGCCUCUGUCUCUUGCACCCUGUAUGGUAUCGUCUCCGCAGGCCUGCCUGGGUUGUCCCCACCAUCUGCGGGUUCCUGUGGUGCCUCUCCUCGUCCCUCAGCAUCCCGUACCUGCUGUCCAGCCAGAUCAUCAAUGGCCAAUGUUUUGAAAAAUCUAAGUCUCCAAUAGGGCUUUUUGUCACAGAAACAGUGUUGGGGUUCCUGAUGCCCUUGCUGCUCUUCGUCUCCUGCAACUUGGUGGUCUUGCUAAAGGCAAAGCAGGGCUACUCUGCGAAGUAUGCCAAGUUGUUUAAGGUGCUCACCUUUACCAUGGUGGUGUUCCUCACCUGCUGGGUCCCCUACCACACGUUCCGUUUCCUUAUGUCACUUUACAGUUCCUCUACUCAGGACAAAGUAUACAGGGUGGCAGCCCAGGGGGUUUAUUUCUCCCUGUACCUGGUUUACCUGAAGAGCAGCCUCAACCCUGCACUUUAUGUCUUAGCUGGAAAAGACUUACGCAGCACUGUGAAAGCAUCACUGAUGUCAGCAAUCGAGGGGAUCUUCAGCGAUGAAGCGUCUGAUUUGAAACACAGAAGAUCCUUAAAGGCACAGGAGUCACUGGUCUAGUGAACAUUCAAGGCCAAGGUAGCAUAGCUGCUUGAUGAAAACUAGUCCAAGGUGUGUACAACACUUUACUAGUGUAUUGUAUGCUGCCAUACAAUACCCUUAUUUAAAACUACUGCUAAAUAGAGUAAUACUAAUCUAGACAAGAAAGGACUAGAGGAGUUACUACAUAUUUGUGUUGCUUUGAAAAACAAUGUCAAAAAUAGUCCCAAUAUUUAAACAAAACAGUGGGCAAGGCAGUUGCUCCUCUAUUUACAAAUCAGCAAAGGGUAGGUGGCGGGAAACUAUGACCACAUUUCCAACUCAUUUCUGUUUUAGGACGAAUGAUUUUCAACAGAACCAAGCAGCCUUCUGUUACUGUGAUGAACUUGAAAAACCUGGGUGCAAUCUUUAUACAACUGCCCAAGGGAUGUCCUGUAAAAUAAUUUUUAAUAGAAAAUACACUUUGUAUUUGUUAUAUGCAGUAUUAACUGAAGGUUGGGUGGGCGUCCUCCGAUCCCAUAACCAGGAACUUGAGAGUGGAUAUCAGCGAGCUACCGGCCUUUGGAGGACAAAGACCAGCCCUGCAGGGUGUCCGCAUGAGGUCACCAGGCGCUUGGCCACUAGAGUCCGCUGUAGCGCAAUGAGGAGAAACAGCCCCUGACAGUUUUGCCCCCCUAACCAGUGGGAUACCCUGUGCUCCCCUGACUGUAUGACUCACUCUGCACACCACAUAGGUUAUAUCAAACUGCCUUUAACAAUCUUUCAUAUCGAUAAUAUUACAUGAGAGAAAGACUCCUUGAAUUUGAAAAGUACAGACUUUACUUUCACUUUAAGCGGGGCAAAGAGUUUAUAAUAUUUACCCAAACUUAGCCAUGACCAGGACAGAGACUGAACUGAUUCUAGCAGCAAGUGUUUUACCUAAAUACACAUGGCCAGGUUAAAUUUGUAAUCAAUUUACCAAUUUAACCUGACCACAUUUUAAACAUUUUCUUAAAACAUCCCUGCCACCCCCACAACAUACACAUUUAUUCAUGUGUGCAUAUAUUUUGUUCCCCCAGUGCUGCUUUUUUCAUCUAACCAAAUAUAGAUGCGCUUUUGGAACUCUUUUUUUUUUUAGAAUAAGCAAAUGUUUCAACUGAAGUAGACUGUGUUAUGUAACUAAUAUCAGUAACAUAUAAACAGAUUUGUGUAGUAUUUUUGGUGUUUUUACAUUACACAAAACAUAUACAGUCCUAUAAAUGUACAGUUCAUAAAUCCUAUGUUAGAGUGUGGUUGUGAUUGAGCAUAAAAACAGGAAGGAGGUGUUGUGUAUACUGUAUUUAGAAGGUGGUGCAUGUCUCUAUCUAUAACUACCGCUUCUUGUGGACAGAAAACUUUCCUCAGAUGUACAUUUAUGCAAAGGCCAAUUAAAUUGAAACAUAUAUAUUACAAUAAAUGUAUAUAUGCAUCAUA